GUCGAUUUGUCAGUUUUACGUCAAACAAAACGCUCAAAACAAAUCAUUGCGAGUAUAAUUUUAACUCCGAAAUAGGUUUAAAGUAUUUUCUCGAAAUGCUUACUUUGUGGAAUUUGUUUGAAGCCACAUUACUUUGUCUUAAUGCAGUCUGCGUACUUCACGAAGAAAGAUUUAUGCAAAAAAUGGGAUGGGGAGCUCAAAGUCACAGUCAAGGAUUUGAAGAUCAGUCAACAGUGAAAUACCAGAUCUUGAACUUAGUUAGGUCCAUAAGAACAGUGACAAGAAUUCCGCUGAUUCUACUAAACAUACUCACAAUCAUAUUCAAGUUACUAUUGGGAUAGAGUUAAAGAAGAAGCAAGAUUUAUAACAAAAACCCAAAAAAACUGCUGCUUUGGUAGCAUGCCAGCGUUUAUUAUUAUGGUUGACAUAGUUUUAGUAACUAAAAGACGCACCAUGCCUUUAUUUCGGGAUUAAUGUAAUUCUCUCCCACUUCCUUUAUGCAUUUAUUAAAAUUUCAACCCAAGCUUUAGCUUUAGCAUCCAAUGAUUAGUCAGGGCUCUGUGUCUGUUAGGGGCCAAAGGUCUCAUUUUGUUGAUAUGGAGUUUUUAGAGUCCCCGGCAAGCUCGGCUGAAUUUCACCUUCCCAUACAAAUGGAGUUUCAUUCUCAUUUUAAACUAUGUGUUGGAUUGUAAUGAAACUUUGCACAUACAGUGACAUGAGGAAUAUCUAGGUCUAUAAUUAGUUUAUAUAGCUCCAGUUGAUAAAUGAAAUAGAGCAAAAACGAGUUUUGUAUGAAAAAUUUAAAUUCGCUGUAUUUUUAUAACUAUUGUAUCUGAAGCUACAUAAACUAAUUACAGACAUAGAUAUGCCUUAUCCUAUUCCAAGUACAAAGUUUCAGAGCAAACUAGCAAUCGUUAUAAAUUUAAAAUGCAAAUGUAACUAUGUUUGUGUGGAGAACCGUAACCAAAACUAUAUCUUAUAUGCUGUCUAUUGCUAAUAAAAUAAAGCUGAUACAUUAAUUUGUAAAGUAGCACAUCCUAUUACAGAAGUUCCACCUGAACUAAAGGGUUGUUAUCAGAAUAACCUGCAAAGUUUUAUGAUCUUACAUUGAACAAAAUCAACAAUAACCACUAGCAUGCUAUCUUGUCAGAAGUAAAAGUGAAGUGUCUGUAAUCAUAAGAACAAAUAUCAUAUCU
Molecule: messenger RNA, 1196 nt
Organism: Cydia strobilella
Lineage: Eukaryota; Metazoa; Arthropoda; Insecta; Lepidoptera; Tortricidae
Product: immediate early response 3-interacting protein 1
Exons: 3
Coding region: 96-341 (81 amino acids)
Biological process (GO): endoplasmic reticulum to Golgi vesicle-mediated transport
Cellular component (GO): COPII-coated ER to Golgi transport vesicle; endoplasmic reticulum membrane; Golgi membrane
Source: RefSeq, a predicted model, not a curated record